This is a messenger RNA of Hipposideros armiger (great roundleaf bat), 2434 nucleotides long. It is a transcript of the gene TTC8, whose product is annotated as tetratricopeptide repeat domain 8. The record is from RefSeq and is a predicted model, not a curated record. Gene Ontology annotation, cellular component: BBSome; ciliary basal body; non-motile cilium. Gene Ontology annotation, molecular function: protein binding. The transcript has 16 exons. NCBI's taxonomy places the organism in Eukaryota, Metazoa, Chordata, Mammalia, Chiroptera, Hipposideridae. Gene Ontology annotation, biological process: non-motile cilium assembly. Bases 448 to 1836 code for a protein of 462 amino acids.
CUGGCCUGGAGCUAUUUUAGGCGCAGGAAGUUCCAGCUCUGCGUCGAUCUGUGCACGCAGAUGCUGGAGAAGUCCCCUUAUGACCAGGCCCCUCGUUUUCUCCUCAGACCUUCUCAUUUCGUGUUAUUUCCUACGUGCUGUUUACCAGUAUGGUGAAUCGUAAGUGUAUCCCUGAGGGGCAGUAGAUCAACACAGAAGCAGCAGGAAGGCCUUCGUCAGUGAACGGAGCACCCUGAGGCUGAGCUGCUGGCUUCAGGCACUGGACAAGUCUUCCUGCCCUUGGCAGAAGAACAAGCAUCCAGCUUUUACUUACCAUCAGUGGCUUCUGUCUCCCUUAGUUGUUUUCUUUUCCCUUUCAAGCAUUGUCUACAGUCACCUCUGGAACCAGAUCCUGAAUUGCCAAUAUCUCAGGCAGCUUGGAUUUUAAAAGCACGAGCACUAACUGAAAUGGUGUAUGUAGAUGAAAUUGAUGUAGAUCAGGAAGGAAUUGCAGAAAUGAUGCUGGAUGAAAAUGCUAUUGCCCAAGUUCCACGCCCUGGAACAUCUUUGAAACUCCCUGGAACUAAUCAGAUGGGAGGGCCUAGUCCAGCUGUCAGGCCAAUCACUCAAGCUGGAAGACCCAUCACAGGCUUCCUUAGACCCAGCACACAAGGCGGAAGGCCAGGCACUAUGGAACAGGCCAUUAGAACACCCAGAACCGCCUACACAGCUCGCCCAAUUACCAACUCCUCUGGGAGAUUUGUCAGGCUGGGGACGGCUUCCAUGCUUACAAGUCCUGAUGGACCUUUUAUCAAUUUAUCUAGACUGAAUUUAACAAAAUAUGCCCAGAAACCUAAAUUGGCCAAGGCUUUGUUUGAGUAUAUCUUUCAUCAUGAAAAUGAUGUUAAAACUGCUUUGGACUUGGCUGCCCUUUCCACAGAGUAUUCUCAGUACAAGGACUGGUGGUGGAAAGUGCAGAUUGGAAAAUGUUACUACAGGUUAGGCAUGUAUCGUGACGCAGAAAAGCAGUUUAAGUCAGCCCUGAAGCAGCAGGAAAUGGUAGAUACAUUUCUCUACUUGGCAAAAGUUUACAUCUCAUUGGAUCAACCUGUGACUGCUUUAAAUCUUUUCAAGCAAGGCUUAGAUAAGUUUCCAGGAGAAGUAACCCUGCUUUGUGGAAUUGCCAGGAUCUAUGAGGAAAUGAACAAUAUUUCAUCAGCAGCUGAAUACUACAAAGAAGUUUUGAAACAGGACAAUACUCACAUAGAAGCCAUUGCGUGCAUUGGAAGUAACCACUUUUAUUCUGAUCAACCAGAAAUAGCUCUCCGGUUUUACAGACGUCUCCUGCAGAUGGGUGUUUACAACUGCCAGCUUUUCAACAAUCUGGGGCUCUGUUGCUUCUACGCCCAGCAGUAUGACAUGACUCUGACCUCAUUUGAACGCGCCCUUUCCCUGGCUGAAAACGAAGAAGAGGCCGCUGAUGUCUGGUACAACUUGGGGCAUGUAGCUGUGAUAUGUGCUUUUCUUCUGCAGGGAAUAGGAGAUACGAACUUGGCCCAUCAGUGCUUCAGGCUGGCCCUGGUCCACAACAACCACCACGCCGAGGCCUACAACAACCUGGCCGUGCUGGAGAUGCGGAAGGGCCACGUGGAGCAGGCAAGAGCACUGUUACAAACUGCGUCAUCUUUAGCACCCCAUAUGUACGAGCCGCAUUUUAAUUUUGCAACAAUCUCUGAUAAGAUUGGAGACCUGCAGAGAAGCUAUGUUGCUGCCCAGAAGUCUGCAGCAGCAUUUCCGGAUCAUGUGGACACCCAGCUUUUAAUUAAACAGUUAAAGCAGCACUUUGCUAUGCUCUGACUGUUCCUCAGACCAAGUAUAUUCUUAUGAUGGGGCGUUAUAGAUGGGCAAAACUAGUGUGUUUAUGUAUACACGUAUGUGUAUGAAACACAAACCUACCCUUGAUAUUAGUGAAGAUGACUUAUGGAAGUAUAAACAAGAAUGUGUAAUGAAAACUUGAUAGUAUUAUAAAAGACAGGAUUUCAGCCUUUGUAAGUAGAUUAUGAAGCCUUCUCCCAUGUUAUAUGGUAGAUGUUUGUUUAUAAUGUUUAUAAAACAUUUUCAUGAAUUGCCUCAAAUUUUUUAUACAUGCACAUUUUUAAUGUCCUUAAGCUUGCCAUUAGCUAUCAUUAAGAGAUCUGAAAUCUGCCUUUAAAAUUGCACUUUGAUGGCUAAAAGUGUAUAUAUUUAUCCUGAUUAAAGACUUUAUUUGAAGCUUUAAAAUUGUAUUUGAAACUAUUGGGUUGUCGGAAAAGUCAUGCCCCAUUUUGCAACAAAAAACAGAAAAAAUACGUCAUGACUUUUCCAACAACCCAAUACAUAUCAAAUGCUUUAUGAGACACUGUACAUUUUCUUAUAUAUUUUGCUUUAAAAUAAAUCAAUGUGUAAAACACCGUCA